UAACAGUCUUUUAGGAAUUUUUUCCUACUAACAACUUUCCAUACUCAAAAAUAAAAAGAUAUACUGGCCCAAGAUCUGCAACUUUGUAAACUAAAUUUGAGUUUUAAUUACUAUCUAGAACGCUUGUUGAAUAUUCAUUGAAGAGUAGAACUUUUGAACAAGGUGGACACUUUUUUCGUUUUGCUGGAGUGGAACAUAUACUCAGCACACAUCAAAUUUGGAACCAGUUUUCUUCGUUUUAUAGCUAAGUGAAAUCGACUCGUGAUGGUUCUCCUGUCACUGUGUUUAGUUGUAGCUGGAAUUACAGUGAGCCUGACUUCAGCUGACAAGGCUGGCGAAGUAGAUAAAGAAGAAUUCCUGAAGAGCAGGCUGAGAGAGUAUGGACUGAUCACGCCCAUCAGCACGGACUCGGAGGGACACUACCUGUCGCACCUUCUCUCCGCCAACCACAAGCAGCGCGUCAAGAGGGACUUGACCCAGGGGUGGGCGCCGAAGAGCGAGCAGCUCUUCUUCAACGUCACGGCCUUCGGGAAGGAGUUCCACCUGCGCCUGCGCCCCAACAACAGGCUGGUGGCCCCCGGCGCCAUGGUGGAGUGGCAUGACGAGGUCGAGGGCUUCGGGAUCUUCAUCAACGACACCGAGGGUGGGAACCAGACCAGCACCAGUGCGGAGAGGAUACUGAAGAGGGAGCUCCUCCAAACCGACUGCACAUUUAUUGGAGACAUCACCGACGUCCCUGGGGGCUCUGUCGCCAUUAACAACUGUGACGGACUGGCUGGUAUGAUUCGCACCGACUCGGAUGAAUACUUCAUUGAGCCGCUGGAGAGAGGCACACAGGAGCACGAGGAGCAGGGGCGGGUCCACGUGGUUUACAGGAGAUCGGCCGUCCUGAAGCCUUCCUCAGACGUGUCCAUUGACUACCAGGUCAACGAUCCAGAGCUGGAAGUCUCGGGAGCCUUGCACAGCAUUGCCGAGCAGGUGAACAAAACGGUCCGGAAGCGCAGGCAUGCCGGCGAUGAUGACUACAACAUCGAGGUGCUCCUGGGGGUGGACGACUCCGUCGUGCGCUUCCACGGGAAAGAACACGUUCAGAACUACCUGCUGACCCUCAUGAAUAUCGUGAAUGAAAUUUAUCAUGAUGACUCAUUGGGUGUCCACAUCAAUGUGGUCCUUGUGAGGAUGAUCAUGCUAGGAUACGCAAAGUCCAUCAGUCUCAUAGAGAGGGGGAACCCCUCGCGGAGCCUGGAGAAUGUCUGUCGCUGGGCGUUCGUCCAGCAGAAGGCUGACCCGGAACAUUCUGAGCACCACGACCACGCCAUCUUCCUGACCCGCCAGGGCUUCGGGCCCACCGGCAUGCAAGGGUACGCCCCAGUGACAGGAAUGUGCCACCCUGUCCGGAGCUGCACCCUCAACCACGAAGACGGCUUCUCCUCUGCCUUCGUAGUGGCCCACGAGACGGGACAUGUGCUGGGCAUGGAACACGAUGGGCAGGGGAACCGCUGUGGGGACGAGACGGCCAUGGGAAGUGUGAUGGCCCCUCUGGUGCAGGCGGCCUUCCACCGCUAUCACUGGUCCAUGUGCAGCGGGCAGGAGCUGCGUAGAUACAUACACUCCUAUGACUGUCUCUUGGAUGACCCCUUCAAACAUGACUGGCCCCAGCUUCCGGAACUCCCUGGAAUUAACUAUUCAAUGGACGAGCAGUGCCGCUUUGAUUUUGGGGUGGGAUACAAAAUCUGUACAUCAUUUCGCACGUUCGACCCUUGCAAGCAGCUGUGGUGCAGUCACCCCGACAAUCCGUACUUCUGCAAGACAAAGAAGGGGCCUCCCUUGGACGGAACGGAGUGCGCACCUGGGAAGUGGUGCUACAAGGGGCACUGCAUGUGGAAGAACGGUGACCAGCUGAAGCAGGAUGGUGCCUGGGGUGCUUGGACCAAAUAUGGCUCGUGCUCCAGGUCUUGCGGGACGGGGGUGCGGUUCAGGACCCGGCAGUGCAAUAACCCAGCACCUUCCAAUGGAGGUCAGGACUGUCCUGGAGUGAACUACGAGUAUCAGCUCUGCAACACAGACGACUGCCCCAAGCACUACGAGGACUUCCGGGCCCAGCAGUGCCAGCAGCGCAACUCGCACUUCGAGUUCCAGAACGCCAAGCACCACUGGCUGCCCUACGAGCACCCGGAUGCCAAUAAAAGAUGUCACCUGUACUGCCAAUCAAAAGAAACUGGGGAUGUGGCUUACAUGAAGCAGUUGGUCCACGAUGGAACAAAAUGCUCGUACAAGGAUCCCUACAGCAUCUGUGUGCGAGGGGAAUGUGUGAAAGUGGGCUGCGACAAAGAAAUCGGUUCAAACAAAGUGGAGGAUAAGUGCGGGGUCUGCGGAGGGGACAACUCGCACUGCAGAACAGUUAAAGGAACCUUCACUCGCACCCCCAAGAAAACCGGUUACCUUAAGAUGUUUCUCAUCCCGCCUGGUGCUAGGCAUGUAAUCAUCCAAGAGCAUGAGGCUUCCCCUCACAUUCUUGCAAUCAAGAAUCAAGCAACAGGACAUUACAUUCUGAAUGGAAAGGGAGAGGAGGUGAAGUCGAAGAGCUUUAUUGACCUGGGCGUGGAGUGGGAUUACAUCAUCGAGGAUGACGUUGAGACACUCCACACCAACGGACCCCUGCAUGACGCCGUAGUUGUGCUGAUUAUACCACAGGACAACGAGACAAGAUCUACUCUGAUGUAUAAGUACAUUAUACAUGAGGACUCGGUGCCAAUCAACAACAAUAAUGUCAUACAGGAAGACUCCUACGAGUGGGCUCUGAAAAGCUGGUCACAGUGUUCUCGGCCCUGUGCAGGAGGGUUCCAAUACACUAAGUACGGAUGCCGUAAAAAGGGCGAAAGCAAGAUGGUCCACCGGAGCUAUUGUGAUGUGAGCAAGAAGCCCAAACCAAUCCGAAGGAUGUGCAACCUACAGGAUUGCACGCAGCCCCAGUGGAUAGCCGAAGACUGGGAGCACUGCACCAAGACGUGCGGCAGCCUGGGCUAUCAGAUUCGCACUGUUCGCUGCGUGCAGUUCCUCCACGAGGGCACCAACCGCUCCGUCCACAGCAAGUACUGCAGUGGAGAGAAACCUGAGAGCAGGAGGCCCUGCAACAGAGUGCCCUGCCCCGCUCAGUGGAGGACCGGAGCCUGGUCUGAGUGCUCGGUGACCUGUGGGGAGGGGGUGGAGCACCGCCCGGUGACGUGCCGAAUCGGAGAUCAGUGUAACGGAGAGAAACCGGAAACCUCCAGACCAUGCAGGCCUGGGCCAUGCCAUGAUGAACCCUGCACUGGUGACAAGUCCAUAUUCUGUCAGAUGGAGGUUCUGGCCCGAUACUGCUCCAUUCCAGGCUACAAUAAACUCUGCUGCGAUUCCUGCAGCAAGCGCAGCAGCACUCUGGCUCCGUACCUGUCCGAGGGGGCUGAGGAGGCCCGAUUCGGGUCGGCCCUGCCCUCUUGGCUCCUAGACGCCUCAUCGUCCGCCGCGCUAUCCAACGGCACUGGUGCACUACCCGGAGGACCCCUCCGCCAAAGCCUCAAGGCAGGCACGAUGUCGGGAAGCACGCCGGCCGACUCCACCCCGAAGGCGGUUCCCCCUGCCGGCAGUAACAAGACAAGCAGGCGAGGUGCACCUCCGAUCAACCGCGGUGCCAGGGAUCAGUUUGGCGCGGAUGCCCGCCGCAUGCCCUCUCCAAAACGAGUCAACGCGACAGCCCGACCGCCUCCCGACCCCAGCUCGCCCGGGGUGGACACGCCCCGUGAGAGCCGGUGGCCCGCAACAUCUUCUGAAGUGGAGAGAUGAAGCCAAGCCUCCCCUCCACCCCAC
This is a messenger RNA of Megalops cyprinoides (Indo-Pacific tarpon), 3846 nucleotides long. RefSeq names its product ADAM metallopeptidase with thrombospondin type 1 motif, 3 (gene adamts3). Bases 265 to 3822 code for a protein of 1185 amino acids. The record is from RefSeq and is a predicted model, not a curated record. The transcript is spliced from 22 exons. NCBI's taxonomy places the organism in Eukaryota, Metazoa, Chordata, Actinopteri, Elopiformes, Megalopidae. Gene Ontology annotation, cellular component: extracellular matrix. Gene Ontology annotation, biological process: proteolysis; extracellular matrix organization. Gene Ontology annotation, molecular function: metalloendopeptidase activity.